Menidia menidia (Atlantic silverside) is the source of this 2123-nucleotide messenger RNA. Lineage: Eukaryota; Metazoa; Chordata; Actinopteri; Atheriniformes; Atherinopsidae. The record is from the annotation of a GenBank genome assembly.
AAUCAGCUCUUGAGCUUUGAACUUUGAUAAUUUUUAACCCACACUCACACAAGUGAUCAAACCAACCGCUUGCUGUAAGAAAGGACACUUGUGAUUGGUCAGAAGAGCUUCACACCCCCAUUACUUCCCCUACCUCUGUUCGAAAGUGCACUUUUUAACUUUGGGGAAAGAUUAUCUUUCCCACUUUCAGCAGUAGGUAGCAGUCCAGCACCUGACAGCAAAAUGUCUGACAAAGGAGCUUUCGACACUAAUGUGCUGACCCUUACCAGAUUUGUUUUGGAGGAGGGUAGGAAGGCCCAAGGGACAGGUGAGCUUACAACCCUGCUCAACUCCAUCUGCACAGCUGUCAAAGCCAUUUCUACUGCUGUCAGGAAGGCUGGGAUUGCUAACCUAUAUGGCAUUGCUGGGAGCACCAACGUGACGGGGGACCAGGUGAAGAAGCUGGACGUCCUGUCCAAUGACCUCGUCAUUAACAUGAUCAAGUCCUCCUUCACUUCAUGUGUACUAGUCUCUGAGGAAGAUGAAAGAGCCAUUAUCGUGGAACCAGAUAAGAGAGGGAAGUACAUUGUGUGCUUCGAUCCAUUGGAUGGGUCCUCCAACAUCGACUGUCUUGUCUCCAUCGGAACAAUCUUUGCUAUCUACAGAAAGACUACAGAUGGGGAGCCAUGUGAAAAUGAUGCUUUGCAGCCUGGCAGAAACAUUGUAGCUGCUGGUUACGCUCUGUAUGGCAGCGCCACCAUGAUGGUCCUCUCCACUGGCCAGGGAGUGAACUGCUUCAUGCUCGACCCAUCAAUUGGUGAAUUCAUCUUGGUAGACCGGGAUGUGAAGAUUAAGAAUAAGGGAAAAAUCUACAGUUUGAAUGAAGGAUAUGCACAACAUUUUUAUCCUGAUGUGACAGAGUACCUGAAAAAGAAGAAAUACCCAGAGGAUGGUUCUGCACCAUAUGGGAGCCGAUAUGUUGGUUCAAUGGUAGCAGAUGUUCACCGAACUUUGGUUUAUGGAGGGAUCUUUUUAUAUCCUGCUAAUGUCAAGAGCCCAAAGGGCAAGCUGAGGUUGCUUUAUGAGUGCAACCCCAUGUCUUUCAUCAUUGAGCAAGCUGGAGGCAUGGCCACCACUGGAUCACAGAAUGUUUUGGACAUCAAGCCCACCAACAUCCACCAGAGAGUCCCUGUCAUCCUGGGAUCUCCUGAUGACGUGAAAGAGUUUAUUUCCAUUUCCAAGAAGCAUAACAAAUAAGCAGGUUAGAUCUGGUGGUAAGAAGCAUAUCAGUCCUGCUGAGCAUUCCGUGGUUUUCCAUCAUUCUUUCUGCUGAACUGAUGAAGUCGCAAGGAGCUCCACUGGAUCUACAACCUACAACUCACACUGUGUUUAUUCCAUUUCAUCCAUUAUGACUAACCCUGUAUUUUUUAAAUUAAUAAACAAAUGGAAAUAGACUCAUUGCCAAACUUUCAUGUCGGUGUGUGGUCCCAGUCUGAAAAUUUCAGUUGUCGUGCCUCCUUUAUGCUGCAAAGAUAAUCCUUCAGAUCAGUACACUGUAAUGAUUUUAACACUUUUUUAUGGAACAUCCAAAGCUGAAUUUUGACACUGUGUUCAUACACAUUCACAUACUGAACCCAUCUGGAGACUCACAAACAUAUUCUGUUAUGGUAAUAAGAGCAAAGUCUGCUUUUUCUCAACGAGGCCUAUUUGCAACUCCUGGAAUGUAAACAUCCAGCGCCAGGAUGAGGUCUGAUUUCGCUGAUUUUGAGCUGUCUCUCCAGUUUUGAUGUAUGAACAAUGCUUUCCUUUCAUAUUGCUGCCAAGAAAAAUGAGAACAUGGCUUAUUUGAUUCCAUUCUAUUUGGAAAUAAUGGCAUUUUGGGAUGCAGGCCCAUAUAUUACGCAUUAAAUGACUUUUUUUCUUUGACAUCGAGGUAACUUCAGCCAGGGAUAAUAUGAGCUGUUCUGUUUAUUAAAACUGACCAUUGUGAAAGAAGAAUGUUUUAGUUCUUUGGAAAGAAUGGUAAUACUAUUACAACAGAAGCACAAGAAGAAGAGUGUGAUAAAUUAUUGAGAGUGUUUAACUUUCUGCAUCACAGCGUGGAAUAUAAACUGCUCUGCAGCAAAAGGUCAAUGAAAUGUCAG